AUGGGUAGUCCUGAGGACCGCAAUCUAAGCGAAUUUUAUGCCCUGGGUAUAGAAGGAAGCGCCAAUAAGCUUGGCAUAGCUGUUGUGCGUGGAGACGGCGUGCUGCUGUCCAACAUACGCAAGACAUACUCACCUCCGGAUGGCGAAGGAUUCCUUCCGCGCCACGUCGCCCGGCACCACCGAGAGAACAUGGCAGCCACGUUAAAAGAGUCGCUGUCCACUGCCGGCAUCGACAUAUCGCAGAUUUCUUUGAUUUGUUACACCAGAGGACCUGGCAUGGGCUCAGCGCUCCACGUCGGCGCCGUUGCCGCAAAGACUGUACAUUUCCUGACAGGUGCGCCUAUUGUGCCGGUCAACCACUGCGUCGGUCAUGUGGAGAUGGGCCGGUUUCUGAGCGGCUACAAGUACCCCGUAGUGCUCUACGUAUCGGGAGGUAAUACUCAGGUGCUAUCCUUUGAUCGUCAGCGGCAAGUUUACGCGGUGCUGGGAGAAACCCUGGAUAUAGCUGCAGGAAACGUGCUCGACAGGCUGGCACGCCUGCUGGGGCUUCCGAAUAAACCGUCACCAGGCCUCUCCAUAGAGCUCACUGCGCGUUUACCCGGGGCGCGCAUGAUCCCGCUGCCUUUCGUCGUGAAGGGUAUGGAUUGUUCGCUAAGCGGACUAUUGACGCGGUGCGAACAGCUAAUUGAGCGACAGAAGGAUAUGUUGUCAACGGGUGCCUGCACGCAAGAGGACUUCAAGAAUUUCACACGAGACCUCUGCUUCAGCGUGCAAGAGCACAUGUUCGCCAUGCUAGUAGAAAUCACUGAACGAGCGAUGGCAUUUGUCGAGUCUAAGGAGCUGCUGGUUGUGGGUGGAGUGGGCUGUAACCUGCGUUUGCAGCAGAUGGCGUCGGCCAUGGCCGAAGAACGCGGGGCGAAACUCUUUCCGAUGGACGAGCGCUACUGCAUUGACAACGGCGCUAUGAUUGCGUUUACCGGCACCUCCGAUUACCUAUAUGGCCGCGGUAAAGGUGCGGUGCUCGCGCCUCAGGAUGUCACCGUAUGUCAACGCUACCGCACAGACCAGUGCCAGGCCUCAUGGAUAUAG
Babesia ovata is the source of this 1089-nucleotide messenger RNA. Its product is annotated as glycoprotease family protein. The transcript has a single exon. Gene Ontology annotation, cellular component: EKC/KEOPS complex; cytoplasm. Bases 1 to 1089 code for a protein of 362 amino acids. The record is from RefSeq and is a predicted model, not a curated record. Lineage: Eukaryota; Apicomplexa; Aconoidasida; Piroplasmida; Babesiidae. Gene Ontology annotation, biological process: tRNA threonylcarbamoyladenosine modification.